AUGGCGUCGAAAUUGCCCGAGGAUCAUUCGGCACCUUCCGAACAAUCCGUAACUCCCAAAGAUGUUCUACUUUUCAUUCCCAAUUUGAUUGGUUAUACCCGAAUACUAACGGCUGUUCUCUCGUUUGUGUGUAUGAAACGCCACCCGGUGGCCAUGCUUUCACUCUAUGGAAUCUCUGGAUUUUUGGAUGCAUUUGAUGGAUGGGCUGCGAGGAAAUUUGACCAGGGAACCCGGUUUGGAGCCGUUUUGGAUAUGGUAACUGAUAGAUGUGCCACUACAUCGUUAAUAUGCUACUUGUGUGUGUUGUACCCGCAAUAUUUUCUUGUUUGGCAGCUAUUGGUGUCGCUUGAUUUGACGUCUCAUUACAUGCACAUGUAUGCCAUGACAACCUCGGGUUCUGCCUCGCACAAAAAUGUCGAUGCCAAGCAGUCCAAGAUCUUAAAUUUGUACUACACAAACCGAAAGGUUUUGUUUGGGGUGUGUCUCGUCAACGAAUUGUUCUACGUGGCAGUCUAUUUGCAUUCGUUUAAUUUUUUCUGGCUCGGAACCGUGUUGGUUUUUGUCAGUGCUCCCGUGUGGUUUUUCAAGCAGGUUGCCAACGUGAUCCAGCUUCGGGCUGCCGCACUCAUCAUGAUCAAGUUGGAUGCUGCUGACAAGUCGAAGCGCAAGGCAGAGUAA
Molecule: messenger RNA, 678 nt
Organism: Meyerozyma guilliermondii ATCC 6260
Lineage: Eukaryota; Fungi; Ascomycota; Pichiomycetes; Serinales; Debaryomycetaceae
Product: CDP-diacylglycerol--inositol 3-phosphatidyltransferase
Exons: 1
Coding region: 1-678 (225 amino acids)
Biological process (GO): phosphatidylinositol biosynthetic process
Cellular component (GO): membrane; Golgi apparatus
Molecular function (GO): CDP-diacylglycerol-inositol 3-phosphatidyltransferase activity
Source: RefSeq, a predicted model, not a curated record